Penicillium pulvis is the source of this 990-nucleotide messenger RNA. RefSeq lists its product as uncharacterized. The transcript has 2 exons. The record is from RefSeq and is a predicted model, not a curated record. NCBI's taxonomy places the organism in Eukaryota, Fungi, Ascomycota, Eurotiomycetes, Eurotiales, Aspergillaceae. The coding region runs from base 1 to 990 and encodes 329 amino acids. Gene Ontology annotation, biological process: regulation of transcription by RNA polymerase II. Gene Ontology annotation, cellular component: mediator complex. Gene Ontology annotation, molecular function: transcription coregulator activity.
AUGCCAAUCACAGGUGUCUACUUCAUCCCUUCACACCCGAACUCCUCAACAGCCCUGGCAACAAUCACUGAGCGCCUCCGCUCCGCCUACCCAGAUGAAGAACUCAUCCCCUUGGGCCGCUGGGCCCUAGAACAAAAAUUAAUGAGAGACACUCCAAGUCUCGUCCCUGCAUCAGCGAAUCCCUCAGCAGGGAAGCCGCGCUAUAUGCAAUUCCUUUCGCUAACCCAUUACCCCACUCAUGGCUUCAUCUACACAUCCGAAGCAGAAGGGAAGCCUUCCCACCCCUCACAUGCACCAGCCGGUGCAAGCCCAAGCCCUGUACCGGGCUCGGUGCCCAUGGUCCAAUCUCAAUCUUUGUCGCAGUCACAGUCGACUAGUAAUAGCAAUAGCUUUACCGCGUCGUCAGACUCAUCGCCUAUGAUCAUGACUGUUCUCCCUAUGCCGUCUUUCGGUAUGCUCUUCCAUCAUUUCACGUACGCGUGUCAGCCCUUCUGGGCCCAUCGAUUGACUGUCGCUGUGCCUAAUGGUGUUAUCUACGAUAUGGGUGAUUUCCGUGUGCGAUUGGGUGAUGUGCGACAGACGUUCCCGACUGCGCGACCGCGUGGAACACUUAUUGAGAUUGAGUGGCGGGGUCCAACUGUCGUGGACUCGAUUUCUUCUGCACAUUUGGGUGCUCAGAGUACAGAUGAGCAUGAAUCCGACUCUGGGAUUGAUGUGGACCUCUCUAUUGAGGAGUCGGAUGUUGAUGCGGAGUAUGCGGCUACUGCAGCUUUGAUUCGAGAGUUUUGGGGGAGACUUGGUGUUGAGGGAGCGCGAGAGGCUAUUCUUGUUCCUGGGGUUGGGGAGGAGGUUAAGGGUCGGUUGAAGAAGUGGAGGGCUGCGAAGAUGAAGAAUGACCAGGGUCCUGGGACUGUAGGGGAGAAUGAGGCGGAUGUGGAUGGUGCGGAUGUUGCGAGGCAAUAUAUGGAGGUUUUGCGAUUCAAUCGGUAG